Spinacia oleracea (spinach) is the source of this 2327-nucleotide messenger RNA. RefSeq lists its product as uncharacterized. NCBI's taxonomy places the organism in Eukaryota, Viridiplantae, Streptophyta, Magnoliopsida, Caryophyllales, Amaranthaceae. The transcript has a single exon. The record is from RefSeq and is a predicted model, not a curated record. Bases 716 to 2197 code for a protein of 493 amino acids.
CGUCACCAAUGUCCCUUCCUCACCACUCAUCAGGCUCAACUGGUGCAGGCUCCCUUCAUUUUCCCCCAUUUACAUAUAACCCUUCUUUCUUCUUAAUUUCCCCCAAAUUAAAAGCAACAUAAAAAAAAUAAAACCCUAAUUUACUUUUCUUCAUUGACUUCCGCCAUUUUUUACUUUCUCUCUCCUGUUUUAGGUUUAUCUAAUGGAGAUUGUUCUUCAAUUUAUUCGUAUUUCAGUCUUCAUGGAAUCUCUCCUUAUUGGGUAAAUCUUUGAAUCUCCUUUUAACCUAAAUUUUCGUUGUUUUUUCUGAAUUCCAGUUCCCCCUUUUUUUGGGGUUUUUUUUAUGGAUGUGAUCAGUUUGAUUCGAUACUCCUCGCCGAAUCUUCAUGAGAUCCUUUGGUUUGUUCAUGUCUUCAUUUGAUCCUUUUAUUUGUCAAAUAGAUCAAUUUUUGUUCCUCUUUUCGAAUUACAAACGAUGGACUCUGAUGUUCUAACCCUGGUUUUCGGCUUUUGUUUUUAUUGCGUUUGCCCUAAUUUUUAUCUGUGAAAAGGAAUUUGUUGGUGGUUUUUUGUGAUUUGGGGUUUGAUUCAUUGACAAAUAUGGAAAAAAUAAAGAAUUAUGAUGGGGAUUUGUUUUGUUAGUUCUGAAAGAUUGAAAACCCUAGAUUUGGGGGAAAAUAGAAGCGAUUAACCAGGGUUAGAGCGGUAUAUAUAGAUGAUGGGGGAAACUCUAUUGACAACUUUAUCGAUUGAGAAUUACCAUCCAUCUACUGUGUUGUCCAUGGAUUCGAGCUCCUCGUCUCAUGAUGAGUCAGAGAGAGAUGUGAAUCGGUCGGUCCUUCAAUCGGGGCCGCCUGAUAUCAAUCUCCCAUUAUCGGUAGAACUCAGUGUGCUCCCACAAUUGUGGAAUGAUAGCUGUGAGAUUUUAGAUGUUGGUCUAGGUCCUCAAGUUGUUACUCAGGGUGUGGCAAUUGUGAAUGUUCCUAAAGUGGGUAGGAAAUGUGCGAAACGCGUGGAUAGUAUAUGGGGUGCUUGGUUUUUCUUUAAUUACUACUUCAAACCCGUGUUGAAGGAUAAUUCCAAGUGUAAGAUCACGAGAGAUAGCAACGGUUGGGGUGGUUUCGACAAGUCUGACUUGAAACUUGAUUCUUUCUUGGUACAGCAUGAUAUGGAGAAUAUCUAUAUGUGGGUAUUCAAAGGGAGGCCUGAGAAUUCAUUGGGGAAGAUGCAGUUGAGAAGUUUCAUGAAUGGACAUUCUAGGCAAGGGGAACGCCCGUUUCCUUUUAGCGUUGAUAGGGGAUUUGUGCGAUCACACAAAAUGCAAAGGAAACACUACAGGGGCUUGUCAAACCCGCAGUGUGUUCAUGGGAUUGAAUUGGUUGGCUCACCUGAUUUUACAGCCUUAGAUGAAUGUGAGAGGAAAAGGUGGUUGGAGCUUACAGGGCGGGAUACAAACUUCUCAAUACCUGAGGAAGCAAGUGAUUUUGGUUCUUGGAGGAAUCUUCCACCAAUGGAGUUUGAGCUAGAACGGCCUACUCUUUCGACAAAGGGUACUCAAAGAAAGGUGAUUCCUGAUACAGGACUGAAUUUUUCAACUCAGGCAUUAAGGAAUGGUCUCAGUAAUGGGGUGGAUCUCUCUCAUGUUGCUAAGAAACAAAAGAAAGACUUUUACUCUAAUGGUUGCAUUGACAAUGGCUUUCUACAAAUUAACUCACAUUCUGACAGUAUAUUGGAUGUAGAAUCUCAUUUGGUAGAACCAGUUUGGUCAAAUGAGUUUAGCGGUGUGAUGAAGAAUGUCUAUGGUCCUGUCACAGCUGCAAAAAGCAUAUACGAGGAUGAAAAGGGGUUCUUGAUUAUUGUUAGCCUACCCUUUGCUGAUCCUCAAAGGGUGAGAGUUACAUGGAAGAAUACUCCUACACAUGGAAUAGUGAAGGUAGCUUGUGUUAGCACAGCUUGUUCACCACUGAUAAAGAGACAUGGCAGGACAUUCAAACUGUCAGACCCGAUGCCAGAGCACUGCCCUCCUGGAGAGUUCAUUAGGCAAAUUCCUUUGCCUACACGGAUUCCAGAAGAUGCAAAGCUUGAAGCUUAUUGUGAUGAAACCGGAACAGCACUUGAGAUAAUGGUCCCUAAACAACUUGCUGUACUUGAAGAGCAUGAAGUCCAUGUUUGUCUGCGACCUUCUCCUUGGGUUUGAACUAGUUUUUAUUUUGAAGCCGUAAUGUAAGAAAAUCUUUAGAUGUUUACUAUGGAACUAUCCCAGCAUUGAUUACUAACUGUAUCUCAUAUAAAAGAAACGCGUUGAAGUUCAGUUGUGUUUUUCUUAA